AUGGCUCCGGUUGCAUCACGUCUGCCACCUGGCGCCUACGACCAGCAUCUCGCCGCAAUGAAGCAGCGACAAUCAUCCGCCACCCCUCAGAGUCAGUCAACUCUAAGACCAGGUACACCCGGGCUACCUGGCGGUAAUCAGCCUGAUUCGUUCAAGGACCAAUGGGAAAAAUACUCGCAAGCUGAACAAAAUAGGAAGAAGCGACUAGAACAGGCUUGGGAGGCGUACGAGGCACAGAAGCGCGCUCGUUCGCUGCCCAAGGACGCGCCUCCACAAGCCCCAGAGCGCCCAUCAGUUCCUGUGUUCGGUAGCUCUGGCUCAAAGGGCACCUCGACGUUGGAGCAGGAGAAAUUUGCUCAGCAGAGAAAGGACGACGAGGACAGGAUCCAACGCGAAGUGCAGCGUCGUUUCGAUGCUUACACGGCUCGUCUCGUGCAAGAAAGGCACUCUUUGCGCGCCGAUCCCGGAUGGCCAGCCCAUCCGCGCAGCGCAUCAGUUGCGCCAGGUGCUUCACCUUCUAUGAAGUCGGCCUUUCACAACCCUCAGUCAUCGGCAUACCCUCAAAGUCGACCAUUCCCACCGAAGACACCGCUUCCAACACCAACGCACCUCCGAAGUCCUCCGCCGUCGCGCCCUCUGUCUAGCGCAUAUCAACCUACUCCGCGAUCCCAACGGGUUGACGUAAACCCGUUCACCUCGCCGGACACCCCUCCUUCCUCUCCCGAGAACCUACCGCCCAACCAAGCGCACAGAUACUGGACUCCAUACACCGGUCCGCGUGAUGCUCCAUACCCUGACCUUACCAGCCCUCGCACUACCUCGAACGAGCACGAGUUCCCAUCCUCUGAAACUCUGCCAUACCCUCCACGUGUCCCCCAUCCAACGCCUGCUUAUUCUAAGAAGCAUGCCAAACUUUAUACCGGUCCGGAUCGACCUCCCUCACCAGUGCAACGCGAUGAUCGUCCUGCUUCUGCCCGCGCCGAUGCACAAGCCAGUGAUGCUGAUGCAAAGGCGAAAGGUCGGGAAGAAGAAACCGAGCAAGCGAAGGACAGCCGUCGAAAGCGAGAGGACUGGAUGCUACAGCAACAGGCAUGGAUGCGCCAGCAAGAGCAGUGGAUGCGCCAGCAAGGGGACUGGAUGCGCCAACAGGAGAUUUGGAUGCGCCAGCAUCAGCAACCGCAACAAGGAUAUGGAUCCAACCCAGGCGUGAGCCCCCGCCAAUCUUGGGGUCAGACCACGCCUCCUCCCCGCUCACCUCCGUUUGAGAAGAGCCCUUGGGCAGAUUGAAGCGCCCUGCAUAAUCCGGUGGCGGCUGGGAGAUUGGGAGAUGAAGGGGAGAGCAGGGGGCGGCCCAGGAGGCAGCGUAUCGUAGGUACAGGUGUCCAUGACGUCACCGAUUGUCAUAGUAGCACUUCAUUUGGGAUUGUUCGUCACUGUUUCCUCAAACUGGCUUUGAGUCUAA
Molecule: messenger RNA, 1462 nt
Organism: Dacryopinax primogenitus
Lineage: Eukaryota; Fungi; Basidiomycota; Dacrymycetes; Dacrymycetales; Dacrymycetaceae
Exons: 1
Coding region: 1-1287 (428 amino acids)
Source: RefSeq, a predicted model, not a curated record